AUGGGAAGUGGUGGAGUUUCGGAGCCGCCCCAUUUCUUAGACGGCUCCCAGAGCCUCCGCUCUGCGCGAAGCGUCAUCGGGGGCCGGAUGUUACUGAUAGACCGCCCGUCUCGAGUAUGGGAGAGCAGCCCGUCGGAGGACGAUGCGAUCAUGGAGCUCUCCAAGGAGGUCUACUUUCUCGACGGCGCGCGGGAGUGGACGCUAAGCUCGCAGACCACGUCUCUUCAGCUCUUUAAGCGCGACGAGAUCCUGGCCUCCUUCAAGCGGCGGGACGACAAGCUCUGCGCGGCCUGGCAGCUAGCGCGGAGCUGCUGCUCCGACUUCGACCGCGGCUGGCAGGAGCGAGGCAUCAUACUCGAGGAGAUCUGCAAUCUGCAAGUUCUGCGUCUUGCACGGCGCGUCGAUACUCUUCGUGAACUGCCAGAGGCAGCUUCCGGCCGAAGGAGGUCGGAGCGCCGGGAAUCUGCGGUGCUCGAAUUCGGCAAUUGGCACGAGUGGGACGGCGAGCUCCGGUUGCCAUGCGCAGUUGGUGUGAGUGACGCAGCUUGCGGCUGCGGACGGGCGAGUGGAGCAGCUGCGGAAGGCCGGCGAUGUGGUGCAGCUGGGAUCGAAAACCCACUACGCUGCGCAGAACCUGGGACUGGGAGCACAGACCGCCGACCACUGCGUGCGCCGCACGGUGCGCAACGGCUGCUGCCAGCUCGAUUGGCUGGUGAUCGAGAAGGUCACCCAGUGGACACAGGCCUUUGGGUCGACGUGGCCUGCGUGGCACUGGAUCGCGGCGUGCCUGUGCUGGACAGCUUCGCCGGGGCGGUGGAGCGGCCGCUGGACAGCGACCUACUGCGGGACCUCGCGGGUGGCCACUGCCGCGGGCUGCAGAAGUGGAACGAGGUGUUGCCAGCAAUGACCUCUGUGAUGCUUGUACACAAGACCAUGCAGGAGGCUUUGUCAAAGGCGCAGACGCAAAUCUUGAG
Molecule: messenger RNA, 974 nt
Organism: Symbiodinium pilosum
Lineage: Eukaryota; Dinophyceae; Suessiales; Symbiodiniaceae
Source: the annotation of a GenBank genome assembly